Molecule: messenger RNA, 982 nt
Organism: Acanthocheilonema viteae
Lineage: Eukaryota; Metazoa; Nematoda; Chromadorea; Rhabditida; Onchocercidae
Source: the annotation of a GenBank genome assembly
AAAUUACGGCUUACAAAAUAUGGAAUGGAAUCGACGAGUUGCACUUGAAAAAGAACUGGAUCGUGAUGAAAAUACUUUCCAACAUUUAUCGAUUUGUUUUGAUGAAACCAGUAAUUUUCUUAUCUAUCCCACACCGAUUGGUAUCAAAGUUUACAAUUUAUAUACUGAUGAAAUAGUUCGUGAAAUUGGUAAAAAUGAGAAUAUGCGAUUUUUGGGUGUCUCACUUUGUCGUGCUGUACCAGAUUUCAAGGAACAGUUACAGGGAGCAGCAGCAACAAUUGAUGCAAUGGCUGCUGCAAAUCCAAAUCUGACGAAAACCGAACCUGAUCCUAUGUUGGUUGCUUUUGCGUACCGGAAAAGUAGAUUCUAUUUGUUUACCAAUACAGAGCCUUUUUCAACGGAUGAAAAUGAUGUAGAUGGUAGUGGUAUGGGACGAGAUGUCUUCAAUGAAAAGCCUAGGAAGGAGGAUGUUAUAACAGCUGUAGAGAGUGAUACAACUGAUAAUAAAAUGACGGAACAUGCAGUAAUACAUACGUCAUUCGGUGACAUACAUAUAAAAUUAUUUCCCAAUGAAUGUCCGAAAACUGUUGAAAAUUUUUGCACACACGCGAGGAGGGGUUACUACAAUGGUCAUACAUUCCAUCGCGUAAUUAAAAGUUUCAUGAUUCAGGCUGGUGAUCCCACUGGUAAAGGAACUGGUGGUCAGUCGAUUUGGGGUGAAGAUUUUGAAGACGAAUUUCAUCCUAAACUUAGACAUGAUAAACCUUAUAUGGUUUCAAUGGCAAAUGCUGGCCCAAAUACCAAUGGGUCUCAGUUUUUCAUCACAGUUAUUCCUGCUGAUUGGUUGGAUGGUAAGAAUACUCUUUUCGGACAGGUUACGGAAGGUUUCAAUGUGGUGCAAAAAAUUAAUCAGGUGCCGACUUUUGAGAAAAGUGGCAGGCCGAAACAAGAAAUAAACAUUAUUUCUAUUACGUUGAAGUAA